UCCGGACGCGGCGUCCAGGUUCCGGUUGUCCAGCCCUCGUCCACCAAACCCCAAUUAAUCUAUACUUGUUCCCUUUCGUGACUUCCCACACGAUGCUCCUACACCCUAGUGCUGUGGUGGAGGAGCAUUUCGUAGUUCUAAGGGAGCCUUAAUGUGCGCCUACCACACCUACCCUAGCAGCCGGGGAAUCCGCGCUAUGGGAUGGACUAUUUCCACUAACCAAGAUUUGAAUCCAACCUCGCAUCACCAAAAAGAAGUGCUGUCGUCCAAUUCUGGGCACUUGGUUAAAGUUACUGCUAGAAAAAUUCCAGCACUCAACACUUAUCAGCCUCUCGAAAAAGAGACACUAAUCUCGUCGAGUUAUGGUUCACACUCUGGUCCAUCGUCGAGGCAUCUAAGCGCCACCUAUCGGAACGCAGUCUCCAGAAGUGCAUUUUUCAAUUCCGAAUUGCCGCAUUUCGACACGAGCAAAUCAUCUUGCAGACUAAACCUAAACCAAGGAUCGACAGCCCCGACGCCAUCCACGCCCAUGGUUGACUCACUCCCUAGUCUCAAUAACAACCUAAAUAAGGACCAUGAAGUUACAAACAACAACAAGGAGGACAUUUCCUUCCCCCUUACGUCAAUCGAGGCACUACGCUUAUACGGAAACCGACUCACCGAAUACGAAAAGACUGAAAUUGAAAAAUACUCGAAAAUCUGGUAUCUCGGUUUGAGCGCCUGUAAAAUUCACGGCGAACAAGGCGGAUCCCAAAAUGGUGGAUACGAUGACGAGAGCGGAAGUUAUAAUAAGGUCUUGCACGACCAUAUAUGUUACCGAUACGAGAUUCUGGAAGUAAUAGGCAAGGGUAGCUUCGGCCAAGUGAUACGAGCACUCGAUCACAUGACCAACAAGCACGUGGCCAUCAAAGUGAUAAGGAACAAGAAACGGUUCCAUCACCAAGCAUUGGUCGAGGUCAGGAUUCUCGAUCACCUCAGAAAACGGGACAAGGAGAGCAAUCACAACGUUAUCCACAUGCUGGAAUAUUUUUACUUCAGGAAUCAUCUGUGUAUUAGCUUCGAAUUGCUCAGCCUUAAUCUCUACGAACUGAUCAAGAAGAACAACUACCAGGGAUUUAGCUUAAAUUUAAUCAGGAGGUUCGCGAACUCGCUACUCAAAUGCCUCAGGCUCUUACAGAAAGAGAAUAUCAUCCACUGCGAUCUAAAACCGGAAAACGUCCUGCUAAAACAAAGAGGCAGCAGCUCAAUUAAAGUAAUAGACUUCGGAAGCUCUUGCUACGCCAAUCAAAGGGUCUACACCUACAUCCAAUCACGUUUUUAUAGGUCGCCUGAGGUUAUUCUGGGUCUCACUUACGGCACUGCAAUUGAUAUGUGGAGCCUGGGUUGUAUUCUCGCGGAAUUGUACACCGGGUAUCCUUUAUUUCCUGGAGAAAAUGAAGUGGAGCAACUGGCCUGUCUUAUGGAAAUACUUGGAGCGCCCCCAGAUGACCUUAUCACGGUAGCGACUCGAAGAAGGUUGUUUUUCGAUUCUCGUGGCAAUCCCCGAUGUGUGACCAAUUCCAAGGGUAGGAAACGGAAGCCGGGAUCAAAAAACCUGGCGAUGGUUUUGCGUUGCAACGAUGGCAUGUUCAUCGAUUUCGUCUCUAGAUGUUUGGACUGGAAUCCCAAAAAAAGGAUGACGCCUAGUGAAGCACUGUGUCACUCUUGGAUCUUAUCCGGGUCAUCUUCGAAUAAAUCCAGCGAGCUGCGACACAGUCACUCGGAAGUGAACGUCGCUCAUGAGAGUCACUCGUCGGGGAGCAUAUCGGGCAGCAGUCACUCGCGAUCUCACUAUAAGUGCGUACUUCAAAAAAGUGAUAAAGUCAAGGCCAAAAUCAUAGACACGAGGUUAAGUAACGGGAAAUUAGACUCUAACUUGAACGACUCCGGUACGUUUCUACCCCCCAUACUCUAGUUUAUCUUUUAGUCUCGUUAUAGCCGACUAAUAAGUGAAGUGUAGAUCAACGAUGACAAUAGUUAAAGAGGUUAUUUAUUACGGUCAUUGGCGUGAUAUGUAAAUGGACCGUCGACAAUUCGUUAAAAAAAUGUUUAGAAGAAAAUCGAUUAAAAUUUGAUUUAUGUUACCACCGUAAUUGAUAAUUGGUAAAUUUAUCCGCAAUAGGUUGUUUAUGUUUUUUUUUCGUAAUUAGCCAACAUAACUGGUUGUUCACUUUCCAAUUUUACUGCGGACGCUCCAUUUGUAUAGCAAUUAAUGAUUAAGGUGUAGGUGUACCUCAUUUUUGGUAGUCUCUGACUAAAAGGGCCAAACGAAAAACGAUCUCUUUACGACCAAUUAGUUUAUUUGUAGGUUGUUUAAGUAUGCUGCCAUUGUUCUCCCGUUGGUUUUUUUAUCUUUGUAUGUAAUAGGUAUGGUAUUGUUUGAAGUUGCUACGUCUUGCGGAUAUAAACCAAGUCAAGCUAUUUCAUUUACCUAGAACGGGGCAAAUACUCCAUUAUUUUAGGAAUGUAGUUUAGUGGUCUCAGUUUCGCUCUCUUGUGACUUCGAUUGGAAAAAUGUAUUUUAUCCAUUAAUUAAUUCAUUAAGUUAAUCACGAAAAGGGAAUACAAAAACGAAAUCCUAUACAUGUUUCAGUCAAACUAAAUGAAAAAUAACCUUCACCUUAUUGGUGAAACCCUUUAAUUUAACUAAUAAAAAUUCAUAUUAUUCAAUCGAUCACUUGCAGAUAAUUGCAUUUAGACAAAAAUCUAUUUAAUCCGAAAGAUGUAGCGGCUUGUCCAUACACAAACAAGUAAUCACUAGGAAAACAUACCAAAACGUUUAAAUAAAUCUCUAACUUUAAGAUUCUAAAUUUUAUUAAAUUGUGUAUUCUAUUGAAGUUAAUAUUUCCUACACUGACUGACGUGUAAUUUUUUUUACGAGCUCAUCGGCGUAUAGCUACAGCCUCGAAUACAAACAAAACAAAGAUGACAAAUAUAACAAAGAAUACCAAGGUGAGUUGUAUUACUUGCGAUAACUCCGACUGCUGUUUCAAACAUUUCCUAAAAGGUUGUGAUAAACCUUUGGACCGGAAACUCCAUUGGAGGGUUCUAAGCAUGGGCCAUUAAAUUUCUCCAAUUCUAGUUUCGAAGGAAUUGCAAAAAUACGCUGUUAAGUAAUAGCUUGUUAUUCUCACUAGCUUUAGUUCCGUAUUUUUAAAAUAUUUGUUAUUUUCACUUCAAUAACCAAAAAUGAAUAGGGAGGAUAUUUUAUGAAUCGAAAAGUGAAAGUUCGUUUAUUUAUGUAUUUAUUUUUUGCUGCAUAAGCAAAAUUAAUUAAGCGCUUGGACGUAUCAGUGUUUUAAAGUAAUAUAAAGGAAUUAUGUUGCAUGUUUUAUCGUCAAUAAACUUCCUCAAGAAAAUAGGAUUUGAACAGGAAUAUGAAAAAAAAAAUGCUGUAGCUAUAUUCCCACGAGAUCGUAGUUGUUUAUAAAAAAAUAACACAUUAUAAAAUAUUCUUCGCUGCUGCCUGUUAGUUCUAGCAAAGCUCUAAGAAAACUAUUUUCUCAUCGGGAAUGCAGAUGCAAGAAGUCGCUGCAACAUUAUUCUAUAAGUUUCUCUUUUUGUUCCAAAAAGAACUUGUCGAUUUGUGUUUUGUUGCCUAGCGCAGUAGGUAAUGGUAAAUAGCUAGUUUAUUAAUCAGUUAUUGUUUUAGCAUGAGUAUAUAUGUAUUUAUAACGAGUGAAACAGUCUUUUAAGAAACUACCUUUUCGUGACGGCCGGUUCACACUACAAUACAAUGUAAAUUUUGAUCAAAUGUGAUUCAUAAAACUCUAAUUCGGCGCUUCUUUAGUAUUUAUAUACAAUAAGAGGCGAUGUAUUUUUAAUUGUUAUUCUGAAAGAAAAUUUAUAAUCAUUUUAACGUUAUACGAAAAGUAAAAAAAAAAUGGAUAAAUCAUCUCCAAUUGUGAUAAUAGAAAUAUUGAAUUAUUAAAAUAGAUUUUACAAUGAUUAUCAUCACUUUCAAUGUCUCUCGGUUAUUGGAAACGAUUAUUAAUGUUUAUAUAAACAAAUUAAUUCUUGUUAAGAUUAUAUUAUUAUUUGCGCGUCUCUGUAUUUUAGUUUAAUUUAAAAUUGACAUUAUUCUUAUUGUUGUUGUUAUAAGUUUCUUAAAUAAGACUGACAUAA
Molecule: messenger RNA, 4164 nt
Organism: Cylas formicarius (sweet potato weevil)
Lineage: Eukaryota; Metazoa; Arthropoda; Insecta; Coleoptera; Brentidae
Product: dual specificity tyrosine-phosphorylation-regulated kinase 4-like
Exons: 11
Coding region: 152-1954 (600 amino acids)
Biological process (GO): peptidyl-serine phosphorylation; peptidyl-threonine phosphorylation
Cellular component (GO): nucleus
Molecular function (GO): ATP binding; protein serine/threonine kinase activity; protein serine/threonine/tyrosine kinase activity
Source: RefSeq, a predicted model, not a curated record